Closterium sp. Naga37s-1 is the source of this 741-nucleotide messenger RNA. NCBI's taxonomy places the organism in Eukaryota, Viridiplantae, Streptophyta, Zygnematophyceae, Desmidiales, Closteriaceae. The record is from the annotation of a GenBank genome assembly.
AUGAGGCCAGUUGGGCCGAGGGGCGCAGCUAGGUACGGGGCCGGGCGCUGGGCUAGGGACGGGGCCGGGAGCUGGGCAGGUACGGGGCUGGGUGCUGGGCAGGUACGGGGCCGGGCGCUGGGCAGGUACGGGGCCGGGCACUGGGCAGGUACGGGGCUGGGCGCUGGGCAGGUACGGGGCCGGGCGCUGGGCAGGUACGGGGCUGGGCACUGGGCAGGUACGGGGCCAGGCGCUGGGCAGGUACUGGGCCAGGCGCUGGGCAGGUACGGGGCCGGGCGCUGGGCAGGUACGGGGCCGGGCGCUGGGCAGGUACGGGGCCGGGAGCUGGGCAGGUACGGGGCCGGGCGCUGGGCAGGUACGGGGCCGGGCGCUGGGCAGGUACAGGGCCGGGCGCUGGGCAGGUACAGGGCCGGGCGCUGGGCAGGUACGGGGCUGGGCGCUGGGCAGGUACGGGGCCGGGCGCUGGGCAGGUACGGGGCCGGGCGCUGGGCAGGUAUGGGGCCAGGCGCUGGGCAGGUACGGGGCCGGGCGCUGGGAAGGUACGGGGCCGGGCGCUGGGCAGGUACGGGGCCGGGCGCUGGGCAGGUACAGGGCCGGGAGCUGGGCAGGUACGGGGCCGGGCGCUGGGCAGGUACGGGGCCGGGCGCUGGGCAGGUACGGGGCCGGGCGCUGAGCAGGUACGGGGCCGGGCGCUGGGCGCGGAAUGGGGCCGGGCGCGGGGCUAGGCCGGGCGCGGGCUAG